CUGACACUUCAUGUCCGUGCAUUUUUGUCUGGCUCCGUAAUGAUUUUUAUUUUCACAAUACAAUAAAACGUUUAAAGUGUAACAAGAACAUGGAGGUGUUUAACAAGUUCUAUUCGUCAGUUAGUAACACAGUGUCUCAAUUAUCCGGAGUUUUACCCGGAAAUCCUGUGACGAGAGAAUUUGAGGCUACACAGUUCAUAGCAAGCGCUGGUCCAGGGCUCCUAUGGAAAAUAUACAAAGGCUAUAAAAAAUCAACAAAGCAAGAAGCAUCAAUAUUUCUAUUUGAAAAGAAACAUUUGGAAAGAUGGUCAAAACAAGACAGAGAUAUAAUGUUGGAGACUCUAAAACGGGGCAUUAUACAGUUGACAAAAUUACGCCAUCCGCAGAUUCUCACAGUACAACACGGACUUGAAGAGAGCAGGGAGAGUCUUGCAUUUGCAACAGAGCCGGUGUUCGCCAGCUUAGCCAAUGUGCUUGGUAAUACGGAGAACAUGCCACAACCAACACCAAGUCACUUAGUCAACUAUAAACUUUACGAGCUUGAGAUUAAGUAUGGUUUGAUGCAGAUAGCUGAAGGGUUAUCGUUCUUACACAAUGAUGUAAAGCUUCUCCACCACAACAUAUGCCCGGAGUCUAUCAUAGUUAAUCAACAAGGAGCCUGGAAGAUAUUUGGUUUCGAUUUCUGCAUUGCUAACCAAAGUCCGCCAGGGUCAGCUCCGUUUUGGCCUUUUAAUGAGUACUGUCCUGCUAUGCCAGCUUUAACGCAGCCAGUUCUUGAUUAUUUGGCACCAGAAUACGUACUUUCUGCUACUCAUUCUCCUGCCAGUGACUUAUAUUCUCUUGGCAUGGUGAUUUAUGCCUUGCAUAGCACUGGACAUCAGACAUUGGGUAAUGUAGGCAAUGAUUACGGGAAAUUCAAGAGAUUUGUGAAUGAGAUUAGAAAUCUGUCGCCUUCGAGAUUGUCUUGUGUGACUGACGGCUUGAGGGAGUAUGUGAAGCUGCUGUUGAAUGUUACGCCCGAAUUAAGGCCAGAUCCUCAUCAGUUUUUGAAAAUUCAGUAUUUCGAAGAUGUUGGUGUGAAGACACUAAAUUACUUGGACUCCUUGUUCCAAUGGGACAACCUUCAGAAGUCUCAGUUCUACAAAGGUUUACCACAGAUAAUACAAAAGAUGCCGCAUCGUAUCUGCAUCUACCGCAUCCUGCCUUGCCUUACCAAAGAGUUUGUUAACCCGCCCAUGGUUCCCUUCGUCCUCCCCAACGUUUUACUCAUCGCUGAAAACAGUACGAAAGAAGAAUAUAUAAAAUACAUUCUCCCUGUCCUAAAGCCAGUGAUGAUGAUACAGGAUCCUAUACAGAUCCUCCUGAUAUUCAUGCAGAAAAUGGAGCUGCUUUUAAAGUUGACUCCAGGAGAGGAAGUGAAAUCGGACAUAUUGCCAAUGUUGUACAGAGCGCUGGAAUCGGAUGCCCAACAAAUCCAGGAGCUGUGCUUAUCCGUUCUACCAACAUUUGCGUCUUUGAUUGAUUACCCAGCUAUGAAGAAUGCUCUCCUGCCGCGAAUAAAGAAAUUGUGUAUGAACACGAACUAUAUAUCGGUGAGAGUAAACUGUUUGCUGUGCUUGGGCAAAUUGUUGGAGCAUUUGGACAAAUGGUUGGUGUUGGAUGAGAUUAUACCGUUUCUACCACAAAUACCUUCAAGGGAACCUGCGGUGCUUAUGGGGAUUUUAGGUAUCUACAAGUUGGCCCUCAGUCAUUCCAAGCUAGGCAUCACCAAGGAGGUGAUGGCUACGAAGGUUCUCCCGUUCCUCAUUCCUCUCUGUGUGGAGAACGGUCUGACGCUGAACCAAUUCAACGCCCUCAUCACGUUGGUUAAGCAGAUGAUAUCCAAGGUGGAAACAGAGCAUAGAGCCAAAUUGGAACAACUGAAUUCUAUUAAUAAUGAGUCUAAGAUAAUGGAGCAGACAAUGUCUCCAUCAUCAGACACCCUGGUGUCGGCUCCCGCGCCGCCUUCCGACCUGGACAAGAUGUUUUCGGGGCUCGGCAUAGACCCCUUCUCCUUCAACCAGGCUAAGGAAAAGGAACCACCAGCCACGCCAGUCGUCACCAAUAAUGGAAGACUUACUAUUGAGGAUAAGCAGAGGAUAGCGCAGCAGCAAGAAAACGUUAGGAAAUUCUCGAACCAGCAACAGCCGAAAGCUAUUCCUGCACCUCGGAGCACUGCAUCGGCGCACAAACCAGUAGACCUGGCCGCGACCCUCUUACAAUCAAACCUAAAUCAACUCUCGAAACCCUUACCUUCAUCAGUACCACAUCCUGUAACUCCAAGUCAAAGCAUGACACCAUUAUCCAACACACAUUUCACCAACACAGGUAUGGCCGCGAAUUCCAAUUUCGGUUUUCCAAACCAAUUCACUGGGUUUGAUACACAACCAGCUUUACCAUCAAACUGGAAUGCGCCAUCUUCAGGGAAUUUCAACAAUAAAUGGGCCAAUAAUCAAACUCAGUCGCAAGCUAAGAAACAGGACUGGUCGGCCUUCGAAUCUCUAUUACCAACUCCAAAUAAUAAUACGACAACUUCAAAUAGUAACGUAAAACCACUGUCAGAUAAUGAAAUGAUGGAUCUUUUGAGUUAAAUUCAAAUUGUUCGGUUAACUUCCUAUUGUUUGGGUUGCCAGACAAAAAUUUCCUAGAAACUAAAUUGUGGGAUGUGUCCAUGCUGUUUAUGAGCUCAUAAGGCUACCACGUGAUUUAAACAAAUAAAGAAAAAAAAAAUGAAAUUUUU
This is a messenger RNA of Spodoptera exigua (beet armyworm), 2779 nucleotides long. Lineage: Eukaryota; Metazoa; Arthropoda; Insecta; Lepidoptera; Noctuidae. The record is from the annotation of a GenBank genome assembly.